Lentinula edodes (shiitake mushroom) is the source of this 4047-nucleotide messenger RNA. RefSeq names its product RNA dependent RNA polymerase-domain-containing protein. Gene Ontology annotation, biological process: siRNA processing. Bases 176 to 3862 code for a protein of 1228 amino acids. Gene Ontology annotation, cellular component: nuclear RNA-directed RNA polymerase complex. The record is from RefSeq and is a predicted model, not a curated record. Gene Ontology annotation, molecular function: RNA-directed RNA polymerase activity. The transcript is spliced from 19 exons. NCBI's taxonomy places the organism in Eukaryota, Fungi, Basidiomycota, Agaricomycetes, Agaricales, Omphalotaceae.
GUGUUCGGGCGGUAAUCAAACGUCUCUAGCUAUAGAGUCUUAACGCUCGCAUGGCCGUUUUUAGGUAACUUCGUCGAUCCUCCUAGGCCCAUCCAUCUUCUACAUAUACACCAGGAUUCCAGCUGUUCUUUCGCGGGACCUCCGACUACCUGUGAACCCAGGCGGAACACACAUAAUGGGAAAAAACACAAAGGCGCCAUACAAUAAUGAUAAUCAUAUGGGGGAUACAGAAGAUCUAAUUGGAUCAGACGAUAGUGAAUGGUUCGAAGAACUCACGCAGAAUCUUGUGCAGUCUCCCGUCCCCACUCCGAGGAAACCAAAAAUGAAGAAAACCAGUCCUGAAUCGGUCCCAACUAUCACGACCAAGAAGAUUCCAACUGCCAUCGAUUUGCAUACUCAAUGGGGACCAUCCAGUCCUUUCAAAAUUUCUGACCAUACUUCAACCAGAUUUCCUAUCAAUGCUCCUCGCGCUCCGACAGUGCCCAACCUCACUUGGAUAUCAGAUGAGGAAGAUGCAGGGGAUACCGCCACCGAUAGCAGCUCAUCCUCGAUUUUCGAUCAAUACUCCGGACUAUCGCGGCAGAAUACUACGAGCUCGAUUUCAUCAUUUACACCGGAGUCCUUUACCAAACCGAAUUCUGUGCGCCCGUCGGAUACAGGUUCUCUUUCUCUUCGGGCACAUGCAGUCCCUCAGCCCAUUAUUUUCGACAAUCCGAACUCUGCAAUCUCGCCUUCUGAUGAUGAUUCUCUCGCGAGCUCUCCUACCCUAUUCUCGCACAGCGCGCCUUUCCCCUCUGCUCUAUCUCCUCCACCCACCCCGUCGGACUCUUUAUCAGGAUCGUUUCCUCCCAUUCUCCAGAAUAUUCGCAAGCCAUUCAUUAUCGCACAUGAUAAAGAAACUCAGAAGCUAUUCGACAAUCCCGAUGGGUUAGUACCCUGGGGAGCUCAAUACGAACUGGCUAGAGGCGUAAUACUGAGAGAGUGGACUUGGGAGGAUGUUCGAGAGAAGAUUCACAAUUUUACCGGAAAAUCAGACGCAGAUACGAUGCAUUCGGUAUGCUAUAUCAUGAAAGAUGUGACAUUACCAAAAUUGCUAAAGACCGACAUUGGACAAGAAAGCGAUCGCGAACAACUCGCGAUAUUAGAGAAUCGAGAGCGUGGUUUAGGGUUGAUGGGUCAUUUUCAAGGCGCUGACCACUGGUUUGGCGGGCAAAUUCAACAAAUUGCGACUCUCAGAAAGACAGCACGGUGCACGCUAAGACUGCAACUUGAACCCCUGGAGAUGCGUCGGUCGACUAGAUUGGCUCGCCAAUUUGGUUCCAGGCGCGUGUUGCAAGUUCGGAUUCCGGAGGACUUGCUUCGAGGUGAAGCAAGGCGAGAAACGAUCAAGUUCCUAAGCAACAAGUUCAUCUUGAAUGGCCGAGUCUUCGCUCCAACCCCACCGAAGGAAGGUGCUGUCUAUUUCAUUGAAAUCAAUGAAGACUAUGAACGGACACCUGUCGACAAAUUUGGUGAUCAGUACCGGAAAUCAUUGAGAGAAGUACUCGAUUGGCAUAAUCCAAUGACAUUAAACUCCCAGCAGCCGUUGUCAAAAUAUGCAGCAAGAGCAGCGUUAGCCUUAUCGAACUCAGUACCCGCUCUUCUCUUUGAAGCCGAAAAUAUUCAUUUCAUUGACGAUAUAAUUGCAUCGGAUUGUACGGAACGAAAACCACCGGCGCACAAGGUCCUGACUGAUGGAUGUGGCUUCAUGAACGAGGCUGCACUGAAAGCAAUUGCCACAGCGCUCAAUUAUUCUAGUCGUCCUACUGCUGUUCAAGGCCGGAUUGCCGGCUCAAAGGGUCUAUGGACUAUUUCCCCUGAUCAAGUAGCAAAUGCAAGUGACAUUCCGCAAAUCUGGAUACGUGACUCCCAACGCAAAAUCGUGUAUCCGCAUUUCAACUCCUUCAGUAGGCACUAUGUGAUGCUCGAUAGAGUACAUCGAACUUUUGACCUUUGUCAUGCCGCGCUACCCUCUCUUUCUACUGUGGGGCCGAUGGUCUCUCUCAAGAAACAGAGUGUGCUAAAUUUGUGGGCAAAUGGAGUACCGAUUGAGAUCUUCAGAGAGCUUAUGGAAAAGGGUUUGCAAGAUAUGAUUCAGCCGUUGAUCCAAUGGGAAGGACAGUUUGCCAUGCCGGCGUUGUGGGACGCAAUCAACAAGGCUGGCAAAGUCUCGCACGUCAGGACUACGAGACUUGGCGCUGGUAUGGCUCGGGCUUUAGGACUUGCAGGGAGGGAAUACAAAAAAGAAGGGUCUACCCAAGGCGAAGCGGAUGCAUCAAUCUUUUCCUCCACUGUAUCUGGGAGGAACGAGAUCUCGGGUGCUCCUGCCACAUUACAUGAGGUUGCAAUUGAACUCGUUCAGGCAGGAUUCCACCCUGCGAAAGAUGCAUUACUUUGGUCCACACUGGAAAGUGUGUUACGGGUCACUGUCCAAGGGGCCAUCGAUAAAUGCAACAUCCCCCUGCCAGAGGGGUCUGCUGCAACAGCGUUUGUUAUCCCAGAUCCUCUCGGUAUCCUGAAUGAGAAUGAGAUUUACUAUAGGUCGUCGACCCCUAUGAGAGAUCCUAACACCCAAACACUGUUUCAUGUAAUUACCGGCGAAAUGCUGAUCUUCAGGUAUCCACUCCGUGUCACCUCGGACACGCAAAAGGUCAUUGCGGUCGACAAGCCUGAGCUUGCCCCAUGGUCAGAUGUUUUCAUUGUUCCUAUAAAACCCUCCCAGUCAGGCCAGGGGCUUGUAAGCAUGAUGAGUAAAUGUUCAGGCGGAGAUCAGGAUGGUGAUGACCUGUGCGGAAUUUGGCUGGAUCGUCUGGUGAAGCCGUUCAAGGUUUCCCCGCUUGUGCUCGAGCCGCGGGAUAUUUCGGCCAAUUUUGAAGACAAAGUAGAGAAGGUUGACGACUUUUUGAACCGAAUCAAGACUGUUCCAGAUGUUGAAAGCAGUUUGAUUUCUGUUUUCUUGCAAGGCUUGACAGACUCUAACGUUGGGUUGUAUGACGAGUUUCAUGACAAGGCUGUUCGUCAUGAUGGGUAUGAGUCUAUGGAAGCUGUGAGACUUGCAUUUCUGUUCAACCAUUUACUUGACGCUCCGAAAACGGGCGCGGUUCUUCGCGCCGCUGUUUCGACAGAGGAUAGAUCGCAAAAUCAGAAGUAUAAAAAGUCUUUGGAGCAUCGGGCCCAGACGGGCUCGCAGGAAUCUUUCAUUUUUGAUGAGCUUGAAGCUUUUGGUCGCGAACUUUUGGAGGCCACUAUGGCGGAAUUCAUGCAACUCCCAGCGUCGUCAUCUGAGAAAUCCGACGUACUUCUUGAGCCUUAUAGAAUGGCACAGAGACUCUGCAAAGUCGGCUGUAUUCCUAUGGAUGCUGCCACGAAGAUCGCGGAAACUGUCGGGACUUCAGAACUAGGUGCCAAGAAUGUGACGCAAAUUCUCCUGGAGGCACGGCGCUUGGACUUGGACUUGAUUGAGAAACAUGUUGAUCGAGCGUUUCACAAAUUUUGCUCUAUCGCUGGCACAACCAAAGAUUUCGACGACGAGAAGAAGAAGAAAAAGGGGAAAUCUUCUCAAUCUGACGUGAUGGCUCCUGCAAUUGCACUAUUUGCCCAAGAGAUACAUGGACUUACAAACACACUUCCAAAUAUUGAUCAAGUCAAAGCUUCAUACGCCUACAGUAAAGGAAAGACGGUCAAUUUUGGGAAAACCGUGGCGUUCCGCACGUUGUGCGAAAUUCAAGUCGCUGCUUCUAGCGAGGGCGGCGCGCCAUGCCUCAGGUUAUUAGAUCAGGUUAAAUCCAUUUCUGGGGGAGCGCGACGUUUGUUCCAGCAGUAAACAAUUUCAAAAGAUGUACUUGUCCUAUAUACCCCUAUAUACCCUCUAUCUGGAGUUCUAAUAUCUUGCAUAACUUGUUCCUAUGACUUUAGGAUCUUUCAAUAAUGUACUGUACUAUGUAGUUGUGAAUGGUGUAAAAUACUUGUAAACCUUGGAGCAGUUACGAAUUAUACCACGUCUCAAAC